UGAUGUCCGGUCCAUAGUAGGGUUUUAUAAGUUUCAACUUUGAAGUUCAAGGCUUUAAUCUCCUCCUUGUUUGUAUUUUGGCUCCUCCUUGUUUAAACUCCAAUCAAAAUCUCAUCUUUGUCUCUGAAGACGAAGCGCAUAGGAUUUUUUCAUUUAUUUCAAUACGUAUUUGUGAUUUGUCGUUGAGUUUACACAAUCCGAUAUUGUGAAUAGAGAGACUAAGAUUAAGCAAUGGAAACGGAUCUGAAUGAUUAUACUGUUAUCAAGGAAGGAGAAGCUGAGAUUCUCAUGCACAAGAAGAAUCAAGUCUUCUUCAAUAAAGCUCAGGUGAACAAUAGAGAUAUGUCUAUUGCUGUCCUAAGGGAAUUUAUAUCGAAACGCAAGCAAGAGUAUGAAGGUAAGCCAUCUAAAAGAACUAGAUCAGCUUCUAAAGUGAACGGCAAGGAUUCUUCUGAUGCUUCCAAGGAAGAUACUCCUAGUGAGAACGGUUUGAGUAAUGGUGAACACAAAGUAGCAUCUGAGGAUGGUCCACCAAGCUCUGCAUCAAAAGAUCCUGCCAAGACAACAGAAGGAUUUGCACCUAGAGAACCCAAGCCACCAAAAGUGCUUGAGGCUUUGUCAGCUUCUGGGUUACGGGCUCUAAGAUAUGCACGUGAGAUAGAAGGAAUUGGUCAGGUUGUUGCGUUGGACAAUGACCUAGCAUCUGUCGAAGCUUGCCAGAGAAACAUAAAGUUCAGUGGCUCGGUGGCUAUAUCAAAGGUGGAGUCACAUCAUACAGAUGCUCGUGUCCAUAUGAUCACCCACCCUAAAGAAUUUGAUGUGGUUGAUCUUGAUCCAUAUGGAUCACCGUCUAUUUUCCUUGACUCGGCUAUACAAUCUGUCACGGAUGGUGGAUUGCUUAUGUGUACAGCAACUGACAUGGCAGUGUUAUGUGGUGGUAACGGUGAAGUUUGCUAUUCCAAAUAUGGUUCUUACCCAUUGAGAGGAAAGUAUUGUCAUGAGAUGGCUUUGCGGAUCCUUCUUGCCAGCAUCGAGAGCCAUGCAAACCGCUACAAGCGGUAUAUUGUUCCGGUGCUAUCUGUGCAAAUGGAUUUCUAUGUUCGUGUCUUUGUCCGCGUUUACACCUCGGCGAGUGCAAUGAAGAACACUCCAUUGAAGCUUUCUUACGUCUAUCAAUGCAUUGGCUGUGAUUCAUUUCAUCUCCAACCUGUCGGAAGAUCUCUCCCUAAGAACAACAGUGUGAGGUAUCUACCAGCAAUUGGUCCGGUUGUGCAGCAGGAAUGCAGCCACUGUGGGAAGAAGUAUAACAUGGGUGGACCAAUAUGGUCUGCUCCAAUGCAUGAUCCAGAAUGGGUGACUUCGAUUUUAAGCAGUGUGAAUUCCAUGAAAGACAGAUAUCCUGCUUAUGACAAGAUCUCUGCUGUACUUACUACAGUCUCCGAGGAAUUGCUAGAUGUUCCUCUGUAUUUGAGUCUGCAUAAUCUUUGUGCGACUCUAAAAUGCAUUUCACCAUCAGCUGCUAUGUUUCGGUCAGCGGUUAUUAAUGCUAAUUACCGGAUCUCGGGGACUCAUGUGAAUCCGCUCGGCAUGAAAACUGAUGCUCCUAUGGAGAUUAUCUGGGACAUUAUGCGCUGCUGGGUAAAGAAUCAUCCUAUUAAGGCACAAUCCCCUGAACACCCCGGAAGUAUAAUUUUGUCCAAAGAACCAUCACAUCAGGUUGAUUUUUCGCGUCACAUUGGUUCGUUGAGCAAGGCGCAGGCGAAGAAAAUAGCUCGUUUUCUUCCGAAUCCAGAGAAGCAUUGGGGUCCAAAGCUUAGGGCUGGUCGCCAAAUCACGAGCAAACAUGUUUCGCUGAUUGGUCAUGGAGCCGUUAAUGGUCAUCUUAAUCAACACCAUGAAGAACUUAAAGAAGAAGAUGAAGAUGGAGCAGAGCAAGAAGAUAACCUCAAAGACAAGGUUGAUCUGAAACGCCAGAAGACAACAACAGAGGAUAUUUCUUCAACAUCAUAAAACAAGUCAGAGAUCACAUUUUCUGUUUAACCAUUUUUGAUAGUACUGAGCGUUGUGACCCAUUUGUUCAGAUUCUUUCUGUUGUGAUCUUAUUAGUUUUCUCAUUUAAAAAUUUACCCUUGUAGUGAUUUUAAUUUAUUUUUGGAUUAAAAAUAAAAAAAUUAAAGUAUUUUAUUGAAUU
Camelina sativa (false flax) is the source of this 2191-nucleotide messenger RNA. Its product is annotated as tRNA (guanine(26)-N(2))-dimethyltransferase 2. Gene Ontology annotation, molecular function: tRNA (guanine) methyltransferase activity; RNA binding. Gene Ontology annotation, cellular component: nucleus. Lineage: Eukaryota; Viridiplantae; Streptophyta; Magnoliopsida; Brassicales; Brassicaceae. The record is from RefSeq and is a predicted model, not a curated record. Gene Ontology annotation, biological process: tRNA N2-guanine methylation.